ACCGGAAAAAGGAAGUGGAGGAAUUCCGCAGAUGUCAAGCUAAGUUAGCUUCUCGCAGUUCUCGGGGCUUCCGCAUACGAUAUAUUUUUGUUUACUGUACUCUAUACUGUAUUUACGCGUUGCGUUGAGGGUCUGUGGGAGAAUGUCCUUUUCCGGGGGAGCUUCGUGGACUUUUAUCGUGGCUGCUGCGGUGUUCGCCCUCCUGUUGGAUGCUGCAGCUGUUGCAAAUGCAAAGAGCUUUGAAGACGUUCGUUGCAAGUGCAUCUGCCCGCCUUACAGAAACUUCACAGGCCACAUCUACAAUCGAAAUGUCUCCCAAAAGGAUUGCAACUGCCUCCAUGUGGUGGAUCCCAUGCCGGUGCCUGGCCAUGACGUGGAAGCUUACUGUCUGCUGUGUGAGUGCAAGUAUGAGGAGCGGAGCAGCAACACUAUCAAGGUGACGAUCAUCAUCUACCUGUCUGUUGUGGGUGCACUGCUGCUCUACAUGCUUUUCCUUCUCUUGGUGGAUCCCCUUAUCCGCAAGCAUGAUACCUACACCCAGCCUCUGCACAAUGAGGAGGACUCUGAGGAGAUGCGUCCACAGCUGGACAGCAGCCAGGCCAGAGGAAACACAGUGCUGGAGCGGGUCGAAGGGGCACAGCAGCGCUGGAAGAAGCAGGUCCAGGAACAGCGCAAGACUGUUUUCGACCGCCACAAACUGCUUAGUUGAACCCAGCGAGGACGAUCCUGAGCCAAGGUUUAGAGCAGGUAUCUUUUCUGUCACCAGCUGCACUUUCUUUAUUCCUCUUCAGCCUCUUCACAUGGUAUUCCAUUGCUUGACCCACACGUUUUAUUAGUGUAAUGCAGAGAUGAUCAUGAUGCUAUUUUCAUCUUAUUUUAUGAGGGCAACGGUUUAAAUCUACCAGUGACUAACACUUAUCGCUUGCACCAACUACUGCAUGCGCAGCACAGUAAACCUUCAGGAAGGAUAAGGAGUGAGCCCUUCAGCGCAUUGUGAAAAAACGAUUUAUAUUUGCCUAUAUUAAUAAUUUAAGCCCUAAAUAUACCACAAGCUAUGAUCCCGAAACAUUUAAAAAUCAUUUCAAACUUUUAACAUCUUGAAAAAUGAGACUGUGUGUAUGUGUGUGUGUAUGUAUAUAUAUAUAUAUAUAUAUAUAUUUUUUUUUUUUUUUUUUUUUUUUUUUUUUAAAUGACCCAGAUGUGGAUAUGUCCAUGCGAGGAACGCUCUAAUUAAUUUCCACAAACAAAAGACUAAAUUUAGCUCCUCGCCAACAUAAAAUGAUCUUAGGCCUGCCGCACACUGAGGGAACACAAUUCAACCGUGGCACAGUGUGCGGUUUGUGCAACUAUUUUUAUUUUUUUUUCUCUCAAAUAGCAGAGGAUAGGGUCCACAGGGGUAAGGGGGGCAGGGCACCAUGACAUGAUUUUGUGAAUAGGCAGUAUUUCACUAUACACUAAUGCCCUGUUGUCAGUUUCUAACUGGACCAAUAACAGAACCUCUGCAAGCCAGAUCUGCUAAAUAUCAUCUUAACUAUUUUAGUAGCUCUCCGUGCAACAGACAUUGAUGUCCUAAACUUUUUAUUUAUGUAAUAGUUCUCCUUGUGAGUUACAAGGAAUUUGUGACACUUUUUUUUGUUACCCAUGAGGGUUUGUGUUGUGUUGUAAAAGAAUAGUGUCUGCUGUUACCAAGCACCCCAUUUAUUUAUUCAUAAUUUAUUACUGCUCAUAAUAAGUUUUGCAUAAUAUUCUGUGUGAUAGAUAUAUAAUGGGUGCUGUUCCUGUUUUUCUUUCUUUUGAUGAUGCAUGGAAGUCCAGAUCAAAAUUGGGCACUCAAUGUAUAGCAUUCACAGAUUUUGAAAAAAAGUAGAUGUGUGCCUGACAGUAUGAUUUAGUAGCAUAUGAAUGAACUUUCAUGUAUUUGAAAGCCCCAUUGCGCCAGAGUUGCUGCUGACUGAAUUACUUUCCACCAUUUUAUUUGUCAUGAUUCUUAUAUCAAAUACAUAUGACUAAUUCUUUUGAAUGUUCUUGCUACCGUUUUGUAUUUAUAUUUAUUUGCCUGUACAUUUGUCUUAAUGCAAAAAUAAGAAAAGACUGGUUGUGCAACUUU
This is a messenger RNA of Phycodurus eques (leafy seadragon), 2107 nucleotides long. It is a transcript of the gene tmem9, whose product is annotated as transmembrane protein 9. Gene Ontology annotation, cellular component: lysosomal membrane. The transcript has 5 exons. The coding region runs from base 143 to 709 and encodes 188 amino acids. Lineage: Eukaryota; Metazoa; Chordata; Actinopteri; Syngnathiformes; Syngnathidae. The record is from RefSeq and is a predicted model, not a curated record.